GAAGAGAAUAGCUUGGAGUUUCUAGUGAAGAGAGUCCGUAUGCUACGUGUGGGCUUUCUGAUGUUUGAUGAGAUUGUAAUGUAAUGAUGUGGAGAUUGGAGAGAUUAUGGCUGUAAGAAAAUAUAAGCUGUUUAAAGAAAAUUGCAGAGGCUGCUAGAGAGAGAGAGAGAGAGAGAGAGAGAGAGAGGGGUGAUGAGAAAGGAGGUGAUGAGCUUGGAGGAAGAUUACAGGAACCUGAAACAGGCUGGAGCCAAAACAAACGGGGACGGUGAGAAAAAUAUUUCAAGCUCUAGAUUCUCUUCUCUUUUGGCUUCUAAAGAUCGUGAUUUUCUUCUCUCUCCUGAUGGAACUCAGGUGCAAGUUUCUGAACUCGAAGGCAAGGUGGUCGGACUCUACUUCUCAGCCAACUGGUACCCACCAUGUCGGAACUUCACAGAGAUACUAAUUAAUGCAUACGAGCAUCUGAACCGAAGUGGGUCUAAAUUUGAGGUUGUGUUUGUGUCGUCCGAUGAGGACUUGGAUGCCUUCAACAAGUAUCGAGCAUUGAUGCCUUGGCUUUCCAUUCCAUUUUCUGAUUUGGAGACAAAGAAAGCUUUGGAUCGUAAAUUCGACAUUGAAAGUAUCCCAUGUUUAAUUAUUUUGCAACCUAAGGAUACUAAGGAUGAGGCGACAUUGCACGAUGGAGUGGAAAUCAUUUAUCGAUUUGGAAUCCAAGCUUUCCCGUUUACCAAACAGAGACUGCAGGAAUUGGAGAGGCAAGUAAGAGAAAAGCAUGAGAGCCAGACCUUAACCAAUUUACUAACAAAUCUUGAUAGAGAAUAUCUUCUGGGUCAUCCUCCAUCUAAACAAGUGCCGGUUGAUUCGUUGCUAGGCAAAACAAUUGGACUUUUCUUCUCAGCCCAAUGGUGUAGACCAGGCGUCAAAUUCACUCCCAAGCUCGUCUCCAUCUACCACAAGAUCAAGCAAUUGCUGACCCAACAAGCUUCUGAGGAUUUUGAGGUUGUGUUUGUGUCAAGUGAUCGUGAUCAACAAGGAUUUGACUCUUACUUCAACAUCAUGCCAUGGCUGUCUUUGCCUUUUGGAGAUCCAACAAUCAAAAUCCUAACUAAGCAUUUUGACGUGCAGGGUAUCCCUUGUCUGAUAAUCUUAGGUCCUGAUGGUAAAACUAUUACCAAACAUGGAAGAAACCUGAUAAAUUUGUACCAGGAAGAUGCUUAUCCUUUCACAGAGGCUAAGGUUGACUUGUUAGAGAAACAGAUUGAUGAAGAGGCUAAAAGCUUGCCAAAAUCUGAGUACCAUGUAGGUCAUAAACAUGAGCUGACUUUGGUAUCCCAAGAAACUGGAGGAGGACCUUUUAUAUGCUGUGAUUGUGAUGAGCAAGGGUCUGGUUGGGCUUACCUGUGCCUUGACUGUGGAUAUGAGGUGCACCCCAAGUGUGUUCGAGCCAUGGACCGUGGCUAGGUACAUGGUUCAGAGAUGAAUAAUUGGCUAGCUAGCUUUAUUAUUCUAAUUAUAGUUUGCUAAUUCGACCUGCGAAGUGUUCCUGUGUGUGUCCCUCAUAGCUCGGGCUGGCUAGUGAUCGAGUUUCUGGCUGAAUGUUAUUAUAUCUAAUUAAAUAUAGUUUAUGACAAUUUCUUCAGCUGUGUAUCCCAUGAGAUGUAUGGGAAGUUAAUUAUGUUGUUUAAAGCUAGGGAAAAGGCUUAGAAAUUUUCCUUUGUAUCGGCUAGCUUGCUGGAGGAAACGAUAUGAUGUAAGGUGAAACUGGUUAAAGUUGAAUCUGUUGAUUCCAGCAAUAGAUUUCAAUCGCAAUUACUCUA
This is a messenger RNA of Manihot esculenta (cassava), 1817 nucleotides long. Its product is annotated as probable nucleoredoxin 2. The record is from RefSeq and is a predicted model, not a curated record. The transcript has 3 exons. The coding region runs from base 193 to 1461 and encodes 422 amino acids. Lineage: Eukaryota; Viridiplantae; Streptophyta; Magnoliopsida; Malpighiales; Euphorbiaceae.